Messenger RNA from Cotesia congregata, 1755 nucleotides. NCBI's taxonomy places the organism in Eukaryota, Metazoa, Arthropoda, Insecta, Hymenoptera, Braconidae. The record is from the annotation of a GenBank genome assembly.
AUGUGGCAAAAAAUUAUUUCAUGUUGUUUGAUUUUAACGAUUGUGGGAGGAAAUAGAAUGGAUAUUUACGAUUCAAAAGUAGAUUCUACCGAACGUCUCAAAAGCGAUGCGGAAUUAUUCGACACUAAUUGGGAUCUAGUUAAAAAUCCUCUAAUUAUAAUCGAUAACGCAUUCAAAAAGCAGAUCACAGGUUUUCUCCCUGCGUAUCCAACGUACGUGCUUUUUUUUAAGUCGGUCAAAAGUCUAAAGGAAAUUAUUAAUCAUCUCAAGAAAUCAACAUUGUGGAGUAUUAAAUCACCCUUUGUAAUCGUUGAAACCGAAUUACGUUGUAAAAGUUCUAAGAAAAUUCUGGAAUUCAUGUGGAUGGAGGAUUUACUGUCAGUCUAUUACUUAUGCAAUAAAAAAGAUUUGACCGUCAUCCUGACGCUGAAUUCUUAUGCAAGAUAUGCUCCAAGGCCGUGGGUCCUAAUUGAGGAAUUUGGCGACAGUAACAAGAAAAUAAAUCUUUACAGCUUAAAUUAUACAAAAGACCUAAGACUAUGUAAAAGUAUAACUUUUGAAAAGACGGAUCAUUUAGAAAGUGCGGACAUACAAUUCAGUCGUUUCGAAUCUAGAAAAUUGAUAAAUUCUCGAAAAUUCACUAAUCAGAUUCUGAAAAGUCUAUUAGAUCAACCAGGAGCAACUCUAUUACAUAUACCAGGUUAUAUUAAUGCUACCCCGAAACUAGACUAUAUUUUAUAUCCAAAUUCAUCUCAAUUACUACAAGGUUACGUUCAGCAAUUAGUUGACCGAACAUCAGACGUUCAUGUAGCAUUAAUGCCAGUAACAGAAACUAACUAUAAGUAUGUAGAUGUCGUGGCGGACUAUUCUCACGAGUAUGAAUUUUCUAUAAUUUCCAGAAAGGCAGAUUUUUUUAUAGUACUUAACGAAGUAACUAGUGAUAUAAAUUUUGUAGUUAAGACAAUUACGUUGUCUGUUAUGUUCACGAUAGCUAUGGUGCUCAUCAACAGAGACGAUAUACGCGAGGCUUUGAUGGAUGUCGUGAGAUUAAUAGUCAGCAUGGGACUUGAAUCUCCGCUUAACCGACUAGCAAUUAAGUUCAUCUUUUUUUUUGGAUUUUUAUUCGCGUUCUCGGUAGUUCCCGACUUUCAGGGCCACGUAUCUGCGAUUCUGUCAAGUCCUAUGAAACGGAAUGUCGAGACGCUAAAAGACCUCCACGAAAACAAGUUCCAUGUGUACUAUUCAGACAAAUUGGAGCGAGCUAUAGUUAAUGAAAGUUUGUGGGUGACUGAUGAAGACAAAAAAUAUCUUCAUCCAAUUUCUACUGAGGAGAUUACAAAUUGUAUUAAUGAUGUAACCACGAAUCUUACAAUAGCUUGUAUACAUGAAGCAAAUUUAUUACAGCGAAACAUUGUUAACUAUUCCGAUAUUUAUCUGUCGAAAACACCAGUCUUUAAGAAACAAUUGGUUUAUUGGACCAGAAAGAAUUGGCCCUUAAAGACUAAGUUCGAUGAAAUGGCAUUAAAAACUUUAGAACUAGCGUUAUUAUUGGAAUUUCAAUCAAAAAAACGAGAUAAAAAUGCAAAGAAAAUAUCAAUAAUCAAGAAUAGGAUAGAGGCCGGAGAAAAGUAUGACCAAUUUGACUAUGAUGAGUUAAUAUUUAUUUUUUAUUUUAUCGGCUUUCUUUCUGCAUUUGGGGUUAUAGUUUUUUUGAUUGAAAUAAUAAUGGCUAGGUCUUUAAGAAUUUACAUAUAA